GUUCCCCUUCUUCAAGAGGAGGCUUGGCUCCAAGUGACUUCGCCUUCAACGAAUCAGGUUUGUGGUCAGUUGCGGACUCGAUUUUCAGCCGGAACACCGAAUCAAAUCUCCAACCUACUCGAAGUUGAUCGGGAAACGGCAGUAGCAGGAUGUACAGAUUGGCGAUGCAUUGAUUUCAUUCGAUGGAAAGAGCCCAGCAUCAUAAGUGGUGGUCGUGACUCCUGUUGCUAUUUAAGCCAGUCGCAUGGCAACGAGGCGCUUGAAUUGGCAUCAAACCCCGAAGAGCUGAUUAGCAUUUCUGCCAAGCACUCCUUGGACAUCAGCCUGUUCUCGCUGACCGACUUUCGUCCGAGUUUAGCGGAGAGCCUGCAGAAGGAGUUUGGAGUUGACAUGUUCCUCUUCAAUGAUUGCGACUGUUUCAUUCAAUACACAAUCCCUAGUGGUAAGUUUCGUUCCUACAGCUGA
This is a messenger RNA of Hydatigera taeniaeformis, 465 nucleotides long. The record is from the annotation of a GenBank genome assembly. NCBI's taxonomy places the organism in Eukaryota, Metazoa, Platyhelminthes, Cestoda, Cyclophyllidea, Taeniidae.